CAAUUUUGUCACGUGAUGAAAGAUGGCUGCGCCCUUGAGCUUACUCCGACAUGGCCUGUCAAAAAAGUUUUUCAGAUCAGCAACAAAAACACGGGUAUUAUCAGCUUGUCUUCAGAAAAGAUGGCUCCACUUACAGGAGUACCAGAGUAAGACAUUGAUGAAAGAUCAUGAGAUUGAAGUGCAACAUUUUGAAGUUGUUGAUAAUGCAGAGGAUGCCAAGUCAGUGCCAUCAAGGCUCAAUGCCUCCGAGUAUGUGAUAAAAGCCCAGAUUUUAGCUGGAGGACGAGGGAAAGGUAUUUUCUCAAAUGGUUUCAAAGGAGGUGUUCAACUUACAAAAGACCCAACCAAAGUUUCAGAGCUGGUCUCAAAUAUGGUUGGUCAAAAACUAGUCACAAAACAAACACAUGAUGAUGGAGUUCUUGUGAAGAAAGUCAUGGUCGCAGAAGCGCUUGACAUUGCACGUGAAACUUACAUUGCCAUCCUUUUAGAUAGACAGUUUAAUGGACCAGUCAUCGUUGGAAGUGCUCAGGGUGGAGUGGACAUAGAGGAAGUUGCAGCAAAAACUCCAGAGGCCAUAUUUCAUGAACCAGUUGACAUAAUGGAAGGUUUAAGUAAGGAAGCAGCAGACAGAGUAGCAGAGAAACUUGGCUUUACAGGCAAGCAACAUGCUCUUGCAUCAGAUCAAGUGUCAAAGCUAUACAAGAUGUUUGUAGAUGUUGAUGCAACUCAGAUUGAGAUCAAUCCAUUUGUAGAGACCCCUGAUGGAAGAGUUGUUUGUUUUGAUGCCAAGAUGAAUUUUGAUGAUAACGCUGAAUAUAGACAGAAAGAAAUCUUUGACAUGGAUGAUUUAUCAGAAAUGGACCCACGAGAGGUGGAGGCAAUAGAACAUCACUUGAAUUAUAUAGGACUUGAAGGAAAUAUAGGAUGCUUGGUAAAUGGAGCUGGUUUAGCGAUGGCUACGAUGGACAUUAUCAAGUUGUUUGGUGGAGAACCUGCAAACUUCCUGGAUGUUGGAGGUGGUGUUACAGAGGCACAAGUUUAUAAUGCAUUCCAUAUAUUGACUGCUGAUGCUCAUGUUAAAGCUAUUUUGAUUAAUGUAUUUGGUGGUAUAGUGAACUGUGAGACAAUGGCCAAUGGUAUAAUCAAGGCGUACACGGAGGCUCAUAUGACAGUUCCUAUGGUUGUCAGACUAGAAGGUCAGAAUGCAAAAUCAGCAUUACAAAUAUUGAUGGACAGUGGUUUGAACAUUACAACCGCUUCAGACAUGGCCGACGCUGCACAGAAAGUUGUCUCCAUGUUACCCAAAUCUUGAUAAAUUGUCUUGAUUAUAGAAAAUCUUGAAAAUUAACAUUUAGUGACGGCUAGAACACAAUCAACAACCAAUUUAUAAUUAAGAAUUAAUUUGCUUUGCCAGAAUGUGAUAUUCAGAAUUUAGGGAUUAAAUUUAUAUAUGCUGUAGAAAUUUAUAUUACUGUUAUGUUUGGGGUUUUAUCUGUAUGAAAUGGUAUACUGUGACAGAAUAGAAAUUUAGAUAUUUGAGUGCCUUCACUGUACAAUUUACAGAACAGGGCUAUCUCAUAUGCAUAUAAAGCACCAAGUUUUGUUUAUAGAAAGGUAAUUGGACCACAUACCUCAGGGAAAAUACGUAAUCAUUUAGAGUGUGAUUGUAACAGCUAGUGUAAUGUUAUUGUACCUAACAUAUAUGUUACAUUAAAGAUCCAUCUGUUUUAUGCCCUCUGUAUUGAAGUCCCUGGAGACAUAUACUGUUUGGACUGUGCAUCCGUCACACUUUCUUGUGUAUUGAACUCCUACAGUGUUAUAGCUACAUCAGAACAAUGCAUACUCAACAAUAGUUUCCAUCCAAUUGAAAUGAAACUUGAUAAAUGUCAUCAUCAUGAAGUGGACAUGCAUAUAUUUUAGCGACUUCCAUGUCGGAAUACAUUUUCGAGAGUAGUUGCCAUUUUCGGCACUUUGAAAUAUUACAACUAAUUCAGAACAUCUUGUACACACAACUCCUGCAGUUAACAUUAUCAUCAUCUAUUAAAAGGAGUUCCAUGUCAGUUUUUAUUUUUUAGCUCGACUAUUCAUAGAAUAGUAGAGCUAUUGGACUCGCCCAUGCGUCGGCGUCCACGUCCGCAUCGGCGUCCGCAUCCGCGUCCCGAUUUGGUUAAGUUUUUGUAUGUAAGCUGGUAUCUCAGCAACCACUUGUGGGAAUGGAUUGAAACUUCACACACUUAUUCACUGUGAUAAACUGACUUACAUUGCACUGGUUCCAUAACUCUAUUUUGCUUUUUAGCUCACCUGUCACAAAGUGACAAGGUGAGCUUUUGUGAUCGCGCAGUGUCCGUCGUCCGUCCGUGCGUCCGUAAACUUUUUGCUUGUGACCACUCUAGAGGUCACAUUUUUCAUGGGAUCUUUAUGAAAAUUGGUCAGAAUGUUCAUCUUGAUGAUAUCUAGGUCAAGUUCGAAACUGGGUCACGUGCGGUCAAAAACUAGGUCAGUAGGUCUAAAAAUAGAAAAACCUUGUGACCACUCUAGAGGUCACAUUUUUCAUGUGAUCUUCAUGAAAAUUGGUCAGAAUGUUCAUCUUGAUGAUAUCUAGGUCAAGUUCGAAACUGGGUCACGUGAAGUCAAAAACUAGGUCAGUAGGUCUAAAAAUAGAAAAACCUUGUGACCACUCUAGAGGUCACAUUUUUCAUGGGAUCUUCAUGAAAGUUGGUCAGAAUGUUCAUCUUGAUGAUAUCUAGGUCAAGUUCGAAACUGGGUCACGUGCAGUCAAAAACUAGGUCAGUAGGUCUAAAAAUAGAAAAACCUUGUGACCACUCUAGAGGUCACAUUUUUCAUGGGAUCUUCAUGAAAGUUGGUCAGAAUGUUCAUCUUGAUGAUAUCUAGGUCAAGUUCGAAACUGGGUCACGUGCGUUCAAAAACUAGGUCAGUAGGUCUAAAAAUAGAAAAACCUUGUGACCACUCUAGAGGUCACAUUUUUCAUGGGAUCUUCAUGAAAGUUGGUCAGAUUGUUCAUCUUGAUGAUAUCUAGGUCAGGUUCGAAACUGGGUCGCGUGUGGUCAAAAACUAGGUCAGUAGGUCUAAAAAUAGAAAAACCUUGUGACCACUCUAGAGGUCACAUUUUUCAUGGGAUCUUAAUGAAAGUUGGUCAGAAUGUUCAUCUUGAUGAUAUCUAGGUCAAGUUCGAAACUGGGUUACGUGGAGUCAAAAACUAGGUCAGUAGGUCUAAAAAUAGAAAAACCUUGUGACCACUCUAGAGGUCACAUUUUUCAUGGGAUCUUUAUGAAAGUUGGUCAGAAUGUUCAUCUUGAUGAUAUCUAGGUCAAAUUCGAAACUGGGUCACGUGCCUUCAGAAACUAGGUCAGUAGGUCUAAAAAUACAAAAACCUUGUGACCACUCUAGAGGUCACAUUUUUCAUGGGAUCUUCAUGAAAGUUGGUCAGAAUGUUCAUCUUGAUGAUAUCUAGGUCAAGUUCGAAACUGGGUCACGUGCGGUCAAAAACUAGGUCAGUAGGUCUAAAAAUAGAAAAACCUUGUGACCACUCUAGAGGUCACAUUUUUCAUGGGAUCUUCAUGAAAAAUGGUCAGAAUGUUCAUCUUGAUGAUAUCUAGGUCAAGUUUGAAACUGGGUGACGUGCGGUCAAAAACUAGGUCAGUAGGUCUAAAAAUAGAAAAACCUUGUGACCACUCUAGAGGUCACAUUUUUCAUGGGAUCUUCAUGAAAAAUGGUCAGAAUGUUCAUCUUGAAUAUAUCUAGGUCAAGUGCGAAACUGGGUUACGUGCCUUCAAAAACUAGGUCAGUAGGUCUAAAAAUAGAAAAACCUUGUGACCACUCUAGAGGUCACAUUUUUCUUGGGAUCUUCAUGAAAGUUGGUCAGAAUGUUCAUCUUGAUGAUUUCUAGGUCAAGUUCGAAACUGGGUCACAUGCGGUCAAAAACUAGGUCAGUAGGUCUAAAAAUAGAAAAACCUUGUGACCACUCUAGAGGUCACAUUUUUCAUGGGAUCUUUAUGAAAGUUGGUCAGAAUGUUCAUCUUGAUGAUAUCUAGGUCAAGUUCGAAACUGGGUCACGUGCCUUCAAAAACUAGGUCAGUAGGUCUAAAAAUAGAAAAACCUUGUGACCACUCUAGAGGUCACAUUUUUCAUGGGAUCUUCAUGAAAGUUGGUCAGAAACGAUGUCAUACUCAAAACUGGGUCAUGUGGGAAGAGGUGAGCGAUUCAGGACCAUCAUGGUCCUCUUGUUUACAAAAUUAUGCCCCUUUUUCGACUUAGAAUUUUUUGGUUAAGGUUUUGUAUGUAAGCUGGUAUCUCAGUACUCACUAAUUGGAAUGGAUUGAAACUUCACACACUUGUUCACUGUCAUGAUUUGACAUACACAAAGCAGGUUCCAUAACUCUGUUUUGCUUUUUUACAAAAUUAUGCCCCUUUUUGGACUUAAAAUGUUUUGGUUAAGGUUUUGUAUGUAAGCUGGUAUCUCAGUAUCCACUAACGGGAAAGGAUUGAAACUUCACACACUUGUUCACUGUCAUGAUAUGACAUGCAGUGCAAAGGGUCAAUAACUCAUCUUUGCAAUUUACAAAAGUAUGCCCCUUUUUAAACUUUUUGGGUUAAAUUCUUAUAUGUAAGCUGGUAUCUCAGUACCCACUAAUGGGAAUGGAUUGAAACUUCACACACUUGUCCACUGUCAUGAGCUGAUAAGCACUAUGCAGGUUCCAUAACCCUAUUUUACUUUUUUACUAAAUUAUGCCCCUUUUUCGACUUUCUUAUUCAUUCAAGCGACAAGGCUGUUAAAUAGUCGAGCGUUGCUGUCCUCCGACAGCUCUUGUUUAUUAUGCCAAUUGUUUUACUUGAUAUUAUUGCACAAGCAUUUUUUGGGGGGCAUUUGUCAUAAAUUGUUAACAUCAUUCUUUUUCUUUUUAACUCCGGUUUUGUUUAUUCUAUUCUUCAAAUGAAAUUGGUGUGCAUUGUUAUUUUGUUGUUUAAGAUGAAAGUCCCGAAAACAUAUGGAAUAUUUAUGUGAAAUAAAACUUCUCAACACGACAAAGUGGUGUUUGUGGAUGCUACAACAUAAUUACCUUUAGAGCUAACAUUUUCUACUAAGUGUAUGAAGGUUGUUAUGAGUAAAGUAACAUGUUAAGUGUCAUGCCUGGACAUGAAAAUUCAAGGUCUAGUCUGUUGUUUAUAUUAGCUGACAGUCUUGUGUCUAACUUUUACUGACAGAAUUAGUUCAGGGUUUUUUCUAGCUAAUUUGGGAACAUAGCCUAUACCCCCCCCCAAAAUUGGGAGUUUUGACGCGUAAAUGUUCCAAAUUGGGAAAUAUUUAGUCCCAUAGGAUAUAGUAAGGAUGUGUUUAAGCACUUUCUUAUACACUUGUUUCACAUUGUACACCUCUUUAACAUACUUCCAUUACAUAAUUGUCCAUAAUUUGUUCAAUAUUUGUGCAAUUUUGAUGAUUUUUUUUCCAGAAUUUAGUUUGGGAAUUUUUGCACCCUUUUGGGAAAAAUACAUACUUUUGGCAUUGGGAAUAUAGCCGAAUAACGGCUAUAGAAACGGCCGGAAAAAAACCCUGUAGUUUAACUUCUGUUUCAACUUUAGUUUUAUAAUUCAUUAACAUUCGUUUAAACUGUGAAUCAAUCAGGUUUCACUAUAGAUGUAAAUAUAUUUAAUUUCAUAUUUUUGCAUAUAAUUCAUGUGAGUAGAUAAUGUAUAGGUAUGUAUUAAAUGGAAAAUAAUGUUUGUCAUUCGUUCUGAGGGUGUCACAUGUUCUUUGGAGUUAAAAUCAUUCUUUACUUUAAGCAAUGUAUGAGCAGCUUUAAUCAAGCAAUAAAAAAGUGAUGAAUAUACCUGAAUAACUUGAUUUAUGGUCCUCUUAAUCUUGAACUAUUUACAUAUGGAAAGUCGGUGGUUCUACCCUGGUGUCUGCUCAUGGAAACAAUGCCUGAAGAGGCACCUUGGGUCAGCAUGUAAAGCUGGGAAAGUGGCCAUGACCUAAAUUAUGUAAUUCUAAAAAUGCAACAAACUGAAUUAUUUCGAGAUGAGUAGUUGAAAAGGGCUUUUAAUAUUUAUUGUUAUCAUUAUAAAUACACAUUAAAUGUAUUGAAAAGGUGUUCAGCCAUUGUUGUUCAGGAUCUCGAGUCAUAUAUAUAGCUGUUGGAAUUUAAGGAUAACAUAUAAUAUGAAACUUAUAACAGUAGUAUGUAUAUGUUAAUACAGUUGCAUUUUUGUCUUCAUCUUAAAGAUGAAACUUUCAUAAGAAUUUUCCUCUUUAAUUACCUCCCUUUCCCAAAUUUUGUGUGUAGGGCUUAUCAGUGAUUAGCUUUCAAAAGUCAGGUUUUCGUAAAGCCUCAGUGCUUAAUUAUUUGCUGUCUAACUGAACUAGAAUUCAUUGGCAGAAAUAAGCAGAAGACAUUAUAUGAUGUUUACAAGCAUUCACAGAAAUUUUUAGAAAGGCUUGCUCCAUGAGUAGGUAUGUGUUUUAAGAAUCAAGUGUAAGUUGCAAAUUGUGCCAAUUUUAAUUUCUAGUUUCUGAACUACAGAAACGCUUUUAUAUGCAUAUUCUGAGAAACAUAGGCAAAUUUAGCCAUUAAGAACAGCAUUUGGGAGUAAUGAAAACGGUUGUUGUUCAAGUUACGGUCUAUAGGAACUGGAAAGGAUGCAAUGUUUAUAAUUAGAUGAAGUCAUCCAGAUUGUUUCUGCUGAUGACAAGAGAAAUAUCAAAGUUACGAUAACAUUUGUAAUUGCUAGGGUAUUGCUUAGACUGAAGCAAAUUAUUUUGUGGGACUUCAAAUAGCUGUAGAAGUUGAAUAUUAAUUGUGAUAUAUAAUUAUGUAUAUAUUAAUGAUUAUGAAAUAACAAAAGAUGAUUAAAUUUAAAAGUAACUGGAA
Mercenaria mercenaria is the source of this 6887-nucleotide messenger RNA. RefSeq names its product succinate--CoA ligase [GDP-forming] subunit beta, mitochondrial-like. Gene Ontology annotation, cellular component: succinate-CoA ligase complex; mitochondrion. Gene Ontology annotation, molecular function: ATP binding; succinate-CoA ligase (GDP-forming) activity; metal ion binding. The transcript has 10 exons. Gene Ontology annotation, biological process: succinyl-CoA metabolic process; tricarboxylic acid cycle. Lineage: Eukaryota; Metazoa; Mollusca; Bivalvia; Venerida; Veneridae. The record is from RefSeq and is a predicted model, not a curated record. Bases 23 to 1312 code for a protein of 429 amino acids.